AUGGAGGACGAUGACGAGGAAAAGAACGUGGAUAAAAGAGACCAUAUCAUCAGUAAGGAUGAGCGAUCUUCUCAUAACAUAACACCAUCUGACCGUGGUUUUUGUUCGCAAAGGAAUGAACCAACAUCAGGUACCAUAGCAACGUCUGACAGUGGUUAUGGUUCACAACGUGAUGAAUCAACAUCAGGUACCAUAGUAAUAUAUGACCGUCGCUAUGGUUCACAAAGACAUGAAUCAACAUCAGAUACCAUAGUAACAUCUGAUCGUCGCUAUGGUUCACAACGAGAUGAUACAACUCCAGGUACCAUAGCAGCAUCUGACUGUGGUCAAACUGACCUCAACGAUAAGUUAGUUACACAGGUUGGAGAAGGAUGUUCAACGCAAGAUGACAGUGAGAUGAUUCAGCAUCAUCAACAAACAGAUAUCCGGUCUACUUUGACAGGUGAUGACCCAACACUUAUUGGAAAACAAUCUACAGUGAUAUACAACUUCAGUGGGCGAAAACGUAAAAGUGAUACCAUGGAAACUUCGGAAGACCGUGACAAUCCCUUCAGUAAACAACCUCAUUAUGAAAAUAAUAUGUCAGUUGAAAGAGCGACAUCAAAUAUCAAAGAGUCAUUUGGGAGCGGAGCGUGCAAUACUAGAUAUGGUCGGACAGAAGAUACAAAUGUUAAAAAUGCCUAUGACGAUUCGGCAGUUUCAGAAGUCCGACAAGGGCAAAAACGUAAACGUGAUGCCAUCGAAACUUUGGAUUGCCGUGACAUCCCCUCCAGUAAACAACAGCAAUAUAAAACUAACACAACAGCUGGACGAACGACAUCAAAUACCAUAGAGGCAUUUGAGGGCGGACAAGGAGCUCUAAUUCCGCAUCAAAAUGAAGUCAUUCAGGUACAGAAUCGGUCGAAACUCUGUAUAACUUCAAAAGGUGACGGUCCAAUGCUGGUCGGAGACAAGUCUAAAGUCGUGUACAAUAUCACUGAAAAUUGCUCCGAGGCUAUUGAAGACUUAAAUCGAGAGAUGCGUGAAGUAGUGCAUCAAAGCGAAUCUCAGUUGAGGAAGGCAAUAGCGGAGGCUGAGGAGAGCAUAGUUGAAAAAAUAUCACAGCAAUUGGAAGUUCCAGAUCGUGGUAAAUCUACUCAUGCGUGUGACCAAGGAAAGAAUUUCGACCAUGAUUACCAGGAUUGGUUAAAAGAAAAAGAAAAAACGAUGCAGGAUUUAUAUGAUGGAUAUGAACAGAGAAUGAAACAACACGAGGAAAUGAUAAUGUCAUCUAUCAAAAAAAGGGAAAAUAUUGAUCAGACGGAGCAACGAAACAUUAUCAGUCAAACAGAGAACUGGGUACAGGAACAACGAAGUACAUUUCAGUUCGUAACGACGAAGGCCUUUGACUGUGCCAAAGAAAAUAUCAAAGAGAAAAGGUUUGUGGUUAUAAGGGGAGAUUCCGGGUCAGGAAAAACACGUUUAGCUACUGAACUUUUAGAUUGGCUUCAUUCUCCAGCGCAAAAACACACAUUUAAUUGCAAGAAACCCUUACGCCUCCCAAGCCUUCAGCGCUGGGAUAAGGUAAUUUCAGCUAAUGCAAAUCUUUCCAUUUUAUUGGAUGACCUGUUAGGUUAUAGUUCUAAUGUAUCACAAGAUUUGACAUGGUGGAAACAGCAUGGCGAAAUGCUCAAUUCGAUCGUAGUGGGGAAGGAAUCAGCAAACCAUUUGAUCAUUACAUUAAGAAAUGACAUAUAUAACGAGUACAAACCGAAGUUCGAUUGUCUCUCACUGUUUGAUGAUAGGCAUGUCAUUGAUCUCAGCUCGCCUGAAUAUGUUUUACGGGAUGAAAGGGAAACACUUCUCACGACAUAUACACAGACGAUAGAUAAUUUCAAACCAUUUUCAGAAAUUGAGAUCAAUCAAAUCACUGCCGUUUCUCCACCGAUCGGAUUUCCUGAAUGUUGCCGUAUAUUCAGAAAAACGCCAGAUUUGCAUCCAGAAAGAGUGGAGUAUUUUAGAAAACCAUUACAAAGUAUUAGAUCAGUUAUCACGGAAAAGUUUAACAGAGCGAAACAAACAGCACUAAUAUACAUUUUGUUAUCUCGAGAACCUGUCUCAACAAAUUUGCUGGAUUUUGAAAGAGAAUGUUUCGACAAAGAAGGGAUAACACGUGCGUUCAAUGUUUCUUCUCAUGUCUUUCCUGAUUCAAAGCAUAUAACCACAGACAUUGCAACACAACUACCGUGUCUACAGAAAGGCCUUGAUGUUUUAUGUGAUUCAUUUGUGCGAAAAGAGAAAGGUGUCUAUAAAUUCUUCCAUGACUCGAUACAAGACGUUAUUGCUAUCCUCUAUGGGAAGAAAACGCCAAGAGGUUUCCUUAAUAACUGCCCAAGUAGUUGUUUGCAUUACGUAGCAACAACUGAAUGCAAAGAUAUACUACAUAAGGUAGUGAUAGGGGUGGACAAUUAUGAAAUCGCUUACCAACGUAUAGUGCGAGAACUUGAUUCAAAGCAGCACUCAAGUUACAUUGCGGUAUCUUCGAUGUCAUCAUGGAAUAAUGAAGAAUUUCUCACUGGAUUUUUCUAUUGGCUCAAAUCAAAGAAAUAUUCCACAGAAGACUAUUUUAUUAGAUUGAAAACAGGAGAACCAUUAAUGUAUUCGGAUAACAGAUUUAUUCAUCUCAUGGAUAUUGCAAAAAAGAGAGGAGACACUCCAAGUUGCUUUCUGAUCUACGCUGCUAAAAUGAAUUCGAUUAACCUGCUUUGCCAUAUCGCUAACAAUUUAGAUAAAGUAGACUUAAUAAACCAUAUGAAAUAUGCAUUAGACGUAGCACUCUCAGAAGGAAGCGUUCAGUGCUCGACCUAUCUCCUUAACAAAAACAUCGAGCCUGAUGGUACGUCGUGCUUCUGUGCAGCACUUGGUGGAAACAUUGAAAUAAUGAAGAUAUUAGAUAAAUCACUAAGAAAACUCAAAGACAGCGAAAAGUGGGACAUUUUAUGUGCGGCAUGCGUUGUUGGAAAGCACGAGAUGUGUGCCUAUCUUUUAGAGAUAUUCCCGGACCUGUUGUCACAUAGGGACAAAAACAACAAUGACCAUUUGUUACACAUAAUUGCGAAAACAGAGUCUAUAGACUGUUUUCGAAUAGUAGCUAACUUAUUAAUUCAGGAAUGUCAGAGUAACGAGGAAAUAAAACAGUCAAUCAAAGCAUUGACAAAUCAAAACGGCUCCACUGUUUUACACCUGGCAUUUCAAUCAAAACAAAGAAUUAUGAUAGUGUACCUGAUGAAACAAUAUCCCUAUCUGUUAACACAAAAAAAUCCAAAUAGUACUAAUGAUCUGGCUUCGACAGCAAUGUCCUGUAAGCUAGGUAUACUUACAGUGAAAGACAUUGAACGCGUUAUAAAGAGUAUUUGUCAGAACGACAUGAUGGAAUCGCUGAUAGAUGAAGAUGGUGACUCAAUUUUACAUUGGAUGUGCAGGUGUGGAAAUGAAGAACUAUGUGUAAAGCUAUUAACCAUAUGUCCGCCGUAUUUUCAGAAAAACCACAAAGGUCAUAGCUGUCUCCAUUACAUGGUGUUGGCUGGCAAAUUAGAAUGUUUCAAAUCAGCAGCUGCCUUUAUGAUUCAAGGUAAAAACAAAGAGGAAAGGGACAAAUUCAUGACAGAUAACAGUUCAGGUUUCACAUUUUUGCAUUGUGCAAGUGCAAAAGGACACACACAUAUUUGCUUGUACUUAAUCGGAGAAUAUCCUACAUUGCUUCACAAAAAAAACCAAAUCGGUGGUCAAUGCCUUCAUUUGGUUGCUAAAUCCGGAAAGGUAGUGGACAUGUUUGGAAAGAUAUUAGCAGUCCUAAACUUUUAG
Pecten maximus is the source of this 3843-nucleotide messenger RNA. RefSeq lists its product as uncharacterized. The coding region runs from base 1 to 3843 and encodes 1280 amino acids. The transcript has 10 exons. Lineage: Eukaryota; Metazoa; Mollusca; Bivalvia; Pectinida; Pectinidae. The record is from RefSeq and is a predicted model, not a curated record. Gene Ontology annotation, molecular function: protein binding.